AUGUUGAGCAUUACGUCGCCAGAAUCAAGCUGGCCCGGAGAACGCGAUGCUUCGAGGCGCGACGUGGAAGUGGCCAACGAGAUACCCGAGCCUGGCCUUCUCUCAGAUUUCAAGAGAGCCUUGCUGGCCAGCCCAGACGCGCUGGGCAUCAAUAGACUCAUGCAUAUGGAGUUGGGCAGUCGAGCUCCGCAACAAAAGCGAUUCACAUUUCCAGCUGCACUUCUAUCGCAUUUCCCUACGCUCCCCAGUCACACUGAUCUAGCUAACUUGAGGUUGGUGUUUUCAACAUUCUGUUCUGGCCACGUGUUGAUGAGUCGGAUGCCGCUUCCACCACCGUCGCGUGAAGCCAUCGCGCCGCCACUACGUCUAGCACAGGCAUGUCUUGGCUCCGUGUAUUCACGAAGGGGCAUGGAAGAGGCCCGUGAUCUAUUCCACGCGGGAGCGAACCUGUGGGCCGUCAUCCUUGAGGUCGAUAAUAGUGAAGCUCGCUCGAUCGAAAUGCUUGUUGCUUGUACAUUACUCAGCUGGUAUGGAGUGCUCUGCAGUGAUGCGGGCGUGCUCAGCCGGAGCGGGCUCCAAUUGAGCUCAAACACAACGAUUGCUCGUCGCAUGCGGUUGAAUGAUCCAUCUCAGCUGGAAGAAUUCCUCGGCCCACGAGUAUCAUCGUAUAGUGCGUCAGUGUGGUGCCUGUGGCUCUCAGAUAUCACUCAUAGUUUGCACACUGGUCUUGCAACCAACUUCUCCUCACGCGAACUUUGGACCAAGAUGCCGUCGUCACAGGUGGAAUUCCAGGACACGUACAAUAGUCUUCUCCACGAACAAGAUUACGAUGAUUAUCAAUCGAACCUUCCCACGGACUUGACCUCAGCAGAUGAUGCGGUGCUACUCCUUAUGGCUAUCAUCUCGGAUGCGAUAUAUCUUCGUCAAUCACUUGGAUGGCUGGUGCCAACAGACGAUACGAGACGUGGAAACAACCCCUUUGUGCCACUAACACCAAGUACUGAGCUCGCGCGAAUGCAAAAGUUGCUGUCGAAGGGGCUUGAUAGGUGGCAAAGCCAAUUCCAGGACUUGGUGUCAGCAGAUGUCAUGGCGUUUUAUCACUAUUGUAGGCUCUACAUUUCGUGUCCUGACCUACCUGCCCUUUCACCAUUGGCAGGCUAUCCCAGUCACUGCAGAAAUUCGGGUUUCCAGAGUAGGCCAAAUACCGGGAACAGGAUCAAGAUAUCUGACCAGGCUGUCCAGCAGGCAUGGCAAGUGCUCGAUCAUGCAGCGUCCCGUGCCAGGGCAGAUGAGCAGCUGUGCCCGCUAUGGCUUCCCAUUGUAGUCUUUCACGCUGGCCUAGUGAUAUGGGCAAGUCUUGGCCUGGUUGGUGCAGAGCAAAGUGAGAGGCACGGCAGCAAGCGGGCGCUGUUGGCAUUCAAAGUCGAACUCGAGGGAAUGCCUUGGCCAUGUUGUGCAGAGAUGGCUUCGGUGCUUGAGAGUCUCAUGACAAAUGUUUGA
Molecule: messenger RNA, 1500 nt
Organism: Exophiala aquamarina CBS 119918
Lineage: Eukaryota; Fungi; Ascomycota; Eurotiomycetes; Chaetothyriales; Herpotrichiellaceae
Exons: 5
Coding region: 1-1500 (499 amino acids)
Source: RefSeq, a predicted model, not a curated record